Messenger RNA from Myotis brandtii (Brandt's bat), 7533 nucleotides. It is a transcript of the gene SPTBN2, whose product is annotated as spectrin, beta, non-erythrocytic 2. NCBI's taxonomy places the organism in Eukaryota, Metazoa, Chordata, Mammalia, Chiroptera, Vespertilionidae. Gene Ontology annotation, cellular component: cortical actin cytoskeleton; plasma membrane; spectrin. Gene Ontology annotation, molecular function: actin filament binding; phospholipid binding; structural constituent of cytoskeleton. The record is from RefSeq and is a predicted model, not a curated record. The transcript is spliced from 38 exons. Gene Ontology annotation, biological process: actin cytoskeleton organization. Bases 237 to 6914 code for a protein of 2225 amino acids.
AUUCUUCCACCUCAGCUCCACGGAGCCAGGAUUGGACAGAACAGGCAGGCAGCUGGCGGAGUGCCUGUCCGGUGCACAACCUUGGUGCUGCUCCAAAGAACACGUCUGCUGAAACCUGAAUCACAGCUCUCCUGAGCCUGAGCUCAGCGCUAUUGACCACUCUCCCCGUUUCAGUUGCUCACAGAUUGAAGGCAAGACCCUCCACCAGCAAAAAGAUUACAACUUCCUUUACUGCAAUGCUUGCUUUAUUGCAUUGGUCUGGAACUAAGCCUGUAAUAUCUCUAAGGAGCAGGAGGCCACCCACCACCAUGAGCAGCACCCUGUCACCCACAGACUUCGACAGUUUGGAGAUCCAGGGCCAGUACAGCGACAUCAACAAUCGCUGGGACCUGCCUGACUCGGACUGGGACAAUGACAGCAGCUCAGCCCGCCUCUUUGAGAGGUCUCGAAUUAAGGCCCUGGCAGAUGAGCGAGAAGCCGUGCAGAAGAAAACCUUCACCAAGUGGGUGAACUCACACCUGGCCCGGGUGACCUGCCGGGUGGGCGACCUGUACAGCGACCUCCGGGAUGGACGUAACCUCCUGAGGCUCCUCGAGGUGCUGUCGGGAGAGACACUGCCAAAGCCCACGAAGGGCCGCAUGCGGAUCCACUGCCUGGAGAAUGUGGACAAGGCCCUGCAGUUCCUGAAGGAGCAGAAAGUGCACUUGGAAAAUAUGGGGUCCCAUGACAUUGUGGACGGAAACCACCGCCUGACCCUGGGGCUGGUCUGGACGAUCAUCCUUCGGUUCCAGAUCCAAGACAUCAGUGUGGAAACAGAAGACAACAAGGAGAAGAAGUCAGCCAAGGAUGCCUUGCUGCUGUGGUGCCAGAUGAAGACGGCUGGGUAUCCCAAUGUCAACGUGCACAACUUCACCACCAGUUGGAGAGAUGGGCUGGCCUUCAACGCCAUUGUGCAUAAGCACCGGCCAGACCUGCUGGAUUUCGAGUCCCUGAAGAAGUGUAACGCCCACUACAACCUACAGAACGCCUUCAACCUGGCCGAGAAGGAGCUGGGGCUCACCAAGCUUCUGGACCCCGAAGAUGUGAAUGUGGACCAACCAGAUGAGAAAUCCAUCAUUACCUAUGUGGCUACUUACUAUCACUAUUUCUCCAAGAUGAAGGCCCUGGCUGUGGAAGGCAAAAGGAUUGGGAAGGUGCUGGACCACGCCAUGGAGGCCGAGCGGCUGGUGGAGAAGUACGAGUCCCUGGCCUCAGAGCUGCUGCAGUGGAUCGAGCAAACGAUCGUGACCCUCAAUGACCGGCAGCUGGCCAACUCCCUGAGCGGGGUCCAGAACCAGCUGCAGUCCUUCAAUUCUUACCGCACGGUGGAGAAGCCGCCCAAGUUCACAGAGAAAGGGAACCUGGAAGUGCUGCUCUUCACCAUCCAGAGCAAGCUGCGGGCCAACAACCAGAAGGUGUACACGCCCCGCGAGGGCCGGCUCAUCUCUGACAUCAACAAGGCCUGGGAGCGGCUGGAGAAGGCCGAGCAUGAGCGCGAGUUGGCCCUGCGCACCGAGCUGAUCCGCCAGGAGAAGCUGGAGCAGCUGGCCGCCCGCUUCGACCGCAAGGCCGCGAUGCGGGAGACCUGGCUCAGCGAGAACCAGCGCCUCGUGUCCCAGGUAGAACACGGGGGGUUCUUGGCCUGUCCAGGCUGCUGGGGAGAAGGGGGGAGAGGGUGGUGGAUAAGAAGCCCUGCAGGGUGGGGAGCUAAUGAAACAAGAAGUCCAUCACAUGGGCAUCGAUGUGCCUGGUGUGCCUGGCAGGGCCGGCUGCAGUCCCAGGACCUGGGCAAGCACCUGGCUGGAGUGGAGGACCUGCUGCAGCUACACGAGCUGGUGGAAGCAGACAUCGCCGCACAGGCUGAGAGGGUGCGGGCUGUCAGUGCCUCUGCCCUGCGCUUCUGUGACCCAGGAAAGGAGUACAAACCGUGCGACCCGCAGCUGGUGUCAGAGCGGGUGGCCACCCUGGAGCAGACCUACGAGGCCCUGUGCAAGUUGGCUGCCGCCAGGCGGGCCCGUCUGGAGGAGUCCCGGCGCCUCUGGCGUUUCCUCUGGGAGGCGGGCGAGGCCGAGGCCUGGGUGCGAGAGCAGCAGCACCUGCUGGCCUCAGCCGAAACUGGCCGGGACCUGACUGGUGUCCUCCGCCUGCUCAACAAGCACACAGCCCUGCGAGGCGAGAUGAGCGGCCGGCUGGGGCCCUUGAAGCUCACCCUGGAGCAGGGCCAGCAGUUAGUGGCCGAGGGCCACCCUGGGGCAGGCCAGCGCUACACCAUGCUCAGCGAGGCCGGGGCCUGCGGGCUGUGGGUGGAGGAGAAGGAGCAGUGGCUCAACGGGCUCACCCUGCCCGAGCGCCUGGAGGACCUGGAGGUGGUGCAGCAAAGGUUCGAGACCCUGGAGCCAGAAAUGAAUGCCCUCGCAGCUCGAAUUACUGCCGUGAACACCAUUGCAGAGCAGUUGCUGCAGGCCAACCCCGCGGGCAAGGACAGCAUCGUCAACACCCAGAAGCAGCUCAACCACAGGUGGCAGCAGUUUCGGUCCCUGGCGGAUGGCAAGAAGGCAGCUCUGACAUCAGCCCUGAGCAUCCAGAACUACCACCUGGAGUGCACGGAGACCCAGGCCUGGAUGAGAGAAAAGACCAAGGUCAUCGAGUCCACCCAGGGCCUGGGCAAUGACCUGGCUGGGGUGCUGGCACUGCAGCGCAAGCUGGCCGGCACCGAGCGGGACCUGGAGGCCAUCGCCACCCGGGUGGGUGAACUGACUCGAGAGGCAAAUGCCCUGGCUGCUGGCCACCCCGCCCAAAGCUCUGCCAUCCAUGCCCGGCUUGGAGAGGUGCAAGCCGGCUGGGAGGACCUCAGGGCCACCAUGAGACGUCGAGAGGAGUCGCUGGGUGAGGCACGGCGGCUGCAGGACUUCCUGCGCAGCUUAGAUGACUUCCAGGCUUGGCUGGGUCGCACGCAGACUGCUGUGGCCUCUGAAGAAGGGCCGGCCACCCUGCCUGAGGCAGAGGCCCUCCUGGCCCAACACGCAGCCCUGCGGGGAGAGGUGGAGCGGGCCCAGAGCGAGUACAGCCGGCUGCGGGCCUUGGGUGAGGAGGUGACCCGGGACCAGGCCGAUCCCCAGUGCCUCUUCCUACGGCAGCGACUGGAAGCCCUGGGAACCGGCUGGGAGGAGCUGGGCCGCAUGUGGGAGAGCCGGCAGGGCUGCCUGGCCCAGGCCCAUGGCUUCCAGGGGUUCCUGCGGGAUGCUCGCCAGGCCGAGGGCGUGCUCAGCAGCCAGGAAUACGUUCUGUCUCACACGGAGAUGCCAGGGACACUCCAGGCUGCGGACGCUACCAUAAAAAAACUGGAAGACUUCGUGAGCACCAUGGACGCCAACGGGGAGCGGAUCCGCGGGCUCCUGGAGGCCGGGCGGCAGCUGGUGUCUGAGGGCAACAUCCACGCGGAGAAGAUCCGAGAGAAGGCGGACUCCAUCGAGAGGAGACACGGGAAGAAUCAAGAAGCAGUGCAACAGCUUUUGGGACGUCUUCGGGACAACCGAGAGCAGCAGCAUUUCUUACAAGAUUGUCAUGAGCUGAAACUCUGGAUCGAUGAGAAGAUGCUGACGGCCCAGGACGUGUCCUACGACGAGGCCCGCAACCUGCACACAAAGUGGCAGAAGCACCAGGCGUUCAUGGCGGAGCUGGCCGCCAAUAAGGACUGGCUGGACAAGGUGGACAAGGAAGGGCGGGAGCUGAGCCUCGAGAAGCCAGAGCUGAAAGCCCUGGUGUCAGAGAAGCUGGAGGACCUGCACAGGCGCUGGGAUGAGCUGGAGACCACCACCCAGGCCAAGGCCCGCAGCCUCUUCGAUGCCAACCGGGCAGAGCUGUUUGCCCAGAGCUGCUCUGCCCUGGAGAGCUGGCUGCUGAGCCUGCAGGCCCAGCUGCACUCGGAUGACUACGGCAAGGACCUCACCAGCGUCAACAUUCUGCUCAAGAAGCAGCAGAUGCUGGAACGGGAGAUGGCCGUGCGGGAGAAGGAGGUGGAGGCCAUCCAGGCCCAGGCCAAAGCUCUGGCCCAGGAAGACCAGGGUGCAGGGGAGGUGGAGAGGACCUCGCGGGCUGUGGAGGAGAAGUUCAGGGCCCUGUGCCAGCCCAUGAGGGAGCGCUGCCAGCGCCUGCAGGCCUCCCGCGAGCAGCACCAGUUCCACCGGGAUGUGGAGGACGAGAUCUUGUGGGUGACGGAGCGUCUGCCCAUGGCCAGCUCCAGGGAGCAUGGCAAGGACCUGCCCAGUGUCCAGCUCCUCAUGAAGAAAAACCAGACGCUGCAAAAGGAGAUACAAGGCCACGAGCCACGGAUUGCGGACCUAAGGGAGCGGCAGCGUGCCCUGGGUGCGGCCGCGGCAGGCCCGGAGCUGGCUGAGCUACAGGAAAUGUGGAAACGCCUGAGCCAUGAGCUGGAGCUUCGAGGGAAGCGACUCGAAGAGGCCCUGCGAGCCCAGCAGUUCUACCGAGAUGCCGCCGAGGCCGAGGCCUGGAUGGGGGAGCAGGAGUUACACAUGAUGGGCCAGGAGAAAGCCAAGGAUGAGCUGAGCGCCCAGGCCGAGGUGAAGAAGCAUCAGGUAUUGGAGCAAGCCCUGGCUGACUACGCCCAGACCAUCCACCAGCUGGCAGCCAGCAGCCAAGACAUGAUUGACCACGACCACCCAGAGAGCACACGGAUAUCCAUCCGCCAAGCCCAGGUGGACAAGCUGUACGCUGGCCUGAAGGAGCUGGCCGGAGAGCGGCGGGAGCGCCUGCAGGAGCACCUGAGGCUGUGCCAGCUGCGCCGUGAGCUGGAUGACCUGGAGCAGUGGAUCCAGGAGCGCGAGGUGGUGGCAGCCUCGCACGAGCUGGGCCAGGACUACGAGCACGUGACGAUGCUCCGGGACAAAUUCCGAGAGUUCUCCCGGGACACGAGCACCAUCGGCCAGGAGCGCGUGGAUAGUGCCAACGCAUUGGCCAACGGGCUCAUCGACGGGGGCCAUGCCGCCCGGGCCACCGUGGCCGAGUGGAAGGACAGCCUCAACGAGGCCUGGGCUGACCUGCUCGAGCUGCUGGACACGCGGGGUCAGGUGCUGGCAGCUGCGUAUGAGCUACAGCGCUUCCUGCACGGGGCCCGCCAGGCCCUGGCGCGGGUGCAGCAAAAGCAGCAGCAGCUUCCCGAUGGGACCGGCCGAGACCUCAACGCGGCCGAAGCCCUGCAGCGCCGGCACUGUGCCUUCGAGCACGACAUCCAGGCCCUCAGCGCCCAGGUCCAGCAGGUGCAGGACGAUGGCCACCGGCUGCAGAAGGCCUACGCCGGAGACAAGGCCGAGGAGAUCGGCCGCCACAUGCAGGCUGUGACGGAGGCCUGGGCCCAGCUUCAGGGAAACUCUGCUGCCCGCCGCCAGCUGCUGCUGGACACGACAGACAAGUUCCGCUUCUUCAUGGCUGUCCGGGAGCUGAUGCUGUGGAUGGACGGGGUGAACCUGCAGAUGGAUGCCCAGGAGCGGCCCCGGGAUGUGUCCUCCGCAGACAUGGUUAUCAAGAACCACCAGGGCAUCAAAGCAGAGAUCGAGGCCAGGGCCGACCGCUUCUCCUCUUGCAUCGACAUGGGGCAGGGGCUGCUCGCCAGGAGCCACUAUGCAGCUGAGGAGAUCUCAGAGAAGCUGUCUCAGCUGCAGGCACGGCGCCAGGAGACCGCAGACAAGUGGCAGGAGAAGAUGGACUGGCUCCAGCUUGUUUUGGAGGUGCUCGUGUUUGGAAGAGACGCAGGUAUGGCCGAGGCCUGGCUGUGCAGCCAAGAGCCACUGGUGCGAAGUGCUGAGCUGGGUUGCACAGUUGAUGAAGUCGAGAACCUCAUCAAGCGGCACGAGGCCUUCCAGAAGUCAGCAGUGGCCUGGGAGGAGCGUUUCAGUGCGCUGGAGAAGCUCACCGCGUUGGAGGAGCAGGAGAAGGAGCGGAAAAGAAAGAGAGAAGAGGAGGAACGGAGGAAACAGCCCCCUGCUCCGGAGCCCACAGCCAGUCUGCCCGGAGGGGUCCUUGAGGACGGCCAGACGGCUCCUGAUGCUUCCUGGGACGGAGCCCACCCCCGGCUACCAGCACCCACACAGGCAGCCAGCAUUAACGGAGUCUGCACAGAUGGAGAGUCCCCCCAGCCCCUGUUGGAACAACAAAGACUUGAGCAGGGCAGCUUCCCAGAAGGGCCUGCGUCUGGCCCAGGAGGCGAGACCAACGGGCCCCAGGGAGAGAGGCAGACCCGGAUACAGGGCUCGGCCCCUCCUAUCCUGCCCCAGAGCAGGUCAUCUGAGUCAGCCCGGGUUGCCACCUUGCCCUCUCGAGGCCCAGAGCUCUCUGCCCAGGAACAGAUGGAGGGGAUGCUGUGCCGCAAGCAGGAGAUGGAGGCCUUCGGCAAGAAGGCUGCCAACAGGUCAUGGCAGAAUGUGUACUGUGUCCUGCGGCAUGGGAGCCUUGGUUUCUACAAGGAUGUGAAGGCAGCCAGCACGGGAGUGCCAUACCACGGAGAAGUGCCUGUCAGCCUGGCCAGGGCCCAGGGCAGUGUCGCCUUUGAUUAUCGGAAGCGCAAACAUGUUUUCAAGCUGGGCUUACAGGAUGGAAAAGAAUAUUUAUUCCAAGCCAAGGAUGAGGCAGAGAUGAGCUCGUGGCUGCGGGUGGUGAAUGCAGCCAUUGCCACUGCGUCCUCUGCCUCUGGAGAGCCUGAAGAGCCAACGGUGCCCAGUGCCACCCGGGGCAUGACCCGGGCCAUGACAAUGCCCCCAGUGUCACCGGUCGGGGCUGAGGGGCCCGUGGUACUUCGCAGCAAGGACGGCAGAGAACGAGAGCGAGAAAAGCGCUUCAGCUUCUUCAAGAAGAAUAAGUAGUUGGGGGCAAGACUCCCCGGCUAGCUCCUCCCUUUGUUCAGGAAACUGCCAGGGACUGUCAACUGGGACCACCCUCUUGUCAGGACAACUGCCUGCUGCUAGGGUCUGUUGCCAAGGUCAGCCCAUCACCAGGAACUGUCUCCGGGGACAAGUCAGUGUUCCCAUGGACAACCCUUCUCUUCUGCUAUUUAAUUCCGGACUGGUGGUGGGACCCAGGCAACCCCCGAUUCUACUCCCCCGACUUCCCUCUUCCCCGGCCUUAAACCUCGAUUCCCACCACAGUGCGGACAGUGCCGCACCCUCAGUGUAGGCCACGUGGGGAAUGGCUGCCCCUGCCUCAGGGUCAUUCUCCCACCACAGCUAGGGCACGCUGUCUGGUGCCUUGCCCCUGGGGACCAGCCAGGAACCUCUAAGAGCUGAAGCAGGACCUGGGGGCAAGAUGGCCGGAUGAUGGAGUCAGAGACACCGAAGCUCCCCAUUCCAUCCUUCUUCAUCCUCUGACUCAAGCGGCCACUCCAUCUCCAGCGACUCUUAAUGGCUUCCAGGUGUGAGUUGUUCAGGGGCAACCACAGCCUUGAUUGAGUCUGGCCAAGGAGGUGAUUAAACAGCUCAGCUUCUC